GAAUAGAAGUUUUGGGUGCGCUGCUCCGCUUGUACGGUUCUUCACGUCACCGAACGUCCGGUCGUCCAGUGCGCCGAGGGCAUAAUCGGUAAUCAAAUGACAGUCACGUGACGUUCUCCGCUAUCUCUCCUCUCUCUGCCCAGUCUGGUUCCGUUCACCUACUAGUCCUAUCCAAUUGUCUUGAGCAGAUUUUCCUUCGUCCAGAAGAUUAUAUAUUUCAUACGCCCAACAACCUUCGUCGGGAUUCUCACAGACGGCCGUUCGUGACGGCGGAGGCAGGCUGUAAUCAUCGUCGGAGCACAGCCACACUGUGCGAAGCAUGGGAAAGAGGAGAUGGUUAAUGCUGGCUACUUGUUUAUGUCUGAUAACCUUUUCGGAUGGGAGAGAACUCAAGGCGAAGCAUGUAAAUCCGUAUUCACUGUACAACCAUACACUUGCUACAAUAUUAGUGCAAUAUGCUUCUGCGGUUUACUUGACAGAUUUAACAGAACUUUUUACUUGGACAUGCUCUAGGUGCGAUGGUUUGACCAAGGGAUUUGAAAUUAUAGAGUUGGUUGUUGAUGUUCAACAUUGCUUACAGGGGUUCGUUGGCAUUGCAAAGGAUCCCGAUGCCAUUAUCAUUGCAUUCAGAGGAACACAGGAAAGCAGCAUACAGAACUGGAUUGAAGAUUUAUUUUGGAAGCAGCUUGAUAUAGAUUAUCCUGGCAUGUCUGAUGCAAUGGUACAUCGUGGAUUCUAUUAUGCAUACCACAAUACGACAUUGCGACCUGCAAUUUUAAAUGCUCUAGAAAGAGCAAAAAAGGUUUACGGAGAUACUAAAAUUAUAGUUACGGGGCACUCUAUGGGUGGAGCAAUGGCUUCUUUUUGUGGACUUGAUUUAGUGGUCAAUCAAAAUGCCCAGGACGUACAGGUUAUGACAUUUGGACAGCCCCGUGUGGGCAACGCUGCUUUUGCAUCUUACUAUAACAAGCUUGUACCCAAUACAAUCCGAGUCACAAAUAGCCAUGAUAUGGUUCCACACUUGCCUCCAUACUAUUAUUAUUUCCCCAGGAAGACAUAUCACCACUUCCCGAGAGAGGUGUGGCUUCAUAACGUUGGAUUAGGAAGUCUUGUUUACAGAAUCGAGAAGAUUUGCGAUGGAUCUGGAGAGGAUCCAUCUUGUAGCAGGUCAGUGAGUGGGAAUAGUAUCUUAGACCACUUAGAAUAUUAUGGUAUUCAAAUGGGUUCUGGAGAGCCAGGGACCUGCAGGAUUGUGAUGGGUCCUCAAGCUUCGGAUAAUAGCAUCAGAGAUUCAAAUGGAAACAUCUUCUUGUCUAGAGAUCCUGCUUCUCCCCUUCAAGAAUUGAGUUUUGAGUUUGAUAAUCAGGGAAAGCGGAUUAGUGUUGAAUGAAUCAAUUGUUGGAGGAAGUAAUUCUGAUUUAUUCGUUCGGCUCCGUCCCCCCCUCCCCCCCCC
Prosopis cineraria is the source of this 1453-nucleotide messenger RNA. RefSeq names its product lipase-like. Gene Ontology annotation, biological process: lipid metabolic process. The record is from RefSeq and is a predicted model, not a curated record. The transcript has 11 exons. NCBI's taxonomy places the organism in Eukaryota, Viridiplantae, Streptophyta, Magnoliopsida, Fabales, Fabaceae. The coding region runs from base 320 to 1390 and encodes 356 amino acids.